This is a messenger RNA of Parasteatoda tepidariorum (common house spider), 4329 nucleotides long. RefSeq lists its product as uncharacterized. The record is from RefSeq and is a predicted model, not a curated record. NCBI's taxonomy places the organism in Eukaryota, Metazoa, Arthropoda, Arachnida, Araneae, Theridiidae.
UAAGUUUCAGUUUCGGAAUUCCGUGGCCGAUUUGAAUUCGGUGAAUUUGUGUUGUUGUUUUCUAUAAUAAUUUGAAAAUCGAAAUGCAAUGGCUUAGUAUUCAGUUAUUCUUAGUUAUUGUUUACAGUGUGUCCUUCUCCAGGUGAAACAUGAUGCCAAUUUACAUCUACACUAGUCAAUUCAAUUAUAUUUUUGACAUUAAGAAUUCCUUAAAAUUAAAUUGAAACAUCUGAAGAAGAAGCUGGGAAAUAACAAGAAAACAUUUAUUGAUUGAGAAAAAAAAAUCAAGCCUAAGAUCCUGUCCACAAUGUCAAUAUAUGAAGAAGCUUUCUAUUUGCCAUUCUGUAUAUUCAAUGCUGUCAUAGAGUAUAUAUAUUUUGUUAUAAUCCAUAUUCAAAAUAAUGGCCCUAAACCAAUUGUUGAUAUUCAGAGACACCUAAAAUUUUUUAAGUAUGAAGUUACAAAGUUUGUUCAUAUAUUCCAUGGUAAGGAUGAAGUCGAAAAAUGUACAAACAUGCUGUGCAUUGCUACUCCUGUAUUUUAUUCAUUUAAUGGCAUAAUGUAUCUUUCAAAAGAUUUUCGUCAUUUUAAGCAGCGUAUAUAUGAAGAUCUUAUAUUAAGUCAUACAACAGAUAUCAUUUUAAGGGGAACUAAAAAUAUAUCGGAAGUCUGUAAAAUUCUUAAUGUUAAUAAUUUGAUUAAAAUUGAUAAAGACUCUCUUUUAUCAAUUUUGCGACAGUAUUCAUUUUUUUAUGAAGAUAGAAAUGAUUCAAUAUUCAUACUACCUUACAGCUGGCUUGAUAAUUUUUCUGAUGCAUUUAAUGGCGUUGAGCAAUACUUUAUGAGCAUUUUACAAAAUGUAUUUGUAAUGACUUUUGAAGAUGUUAAGAUUCAUAGUCAAUUUGUUCCAUCAUGCGGAAUUCACUCGUGUUUGACAACAUUCUGCAUUCUUGCUGCCAGUCCAAUUUUUUAUUGUAAAAAUAGUAAUGUUUACCUAAAUAUUAAUGGAAAAAAGAUGAAGACUCAAAAGCAACAGCUUGGUGUCAUAAGAUUAGAAACAAGUUAUUUUUUAUCUGGUAUAACUACUUGCCUUUUGGUACGUCUCUUACAUGGAAAGAAAUUGCAUAACUGGGUCGGUGAGGUUAGUAAUGUGAUGAAAAAUUAUGGAUUGAUUUUUUGUAAUGUAUACUUUAAGGAUUAUUCCUAUGAUAUGUUUGUUGUUUAUUUUCAUAAAAGAACUUUGAAGUCAAUUAGUGAAAUAAAAAAUUUAUCAAGUUUAAUAUCAUUUCGUGAUACUGUUAUGUUUGAUGCAGAGUAUUGUGAAGGUGUUGGCGGUAGAUAUUAUCAAGCAACAAAAAUAAAAGUAAUAAAACAGUCUUUUAAGCAAAACAUAUCUACUUAUGAAGCUGAUGUUGAUAAAUAUAAAGAAUGUGAAUAUAAUUCAUUUGAAUUAAAUGCAAUAGUUAAAACUAAACUACAACAGAAAUGCUCUUGUAAAUAUUGCAAGUCUGAAGGAGUACAAAAUUUCUCAACUGAAUGCAUUCCAAAUAACUAUGAUGAAUUUGUCGAAUUUUUAAAGAAAUCCUUUAAUUUUUCAAACAAUGAAGUAAAUCUAAACCUUAUGGCGUAUCAAAGUCAUUGUUUCACUUCAAAUUCAUCUGAAGCAAAGAGUAAUCUUUCUUUAAAGAUAACUGAUUCCAGCAAAUCUGGAAAAGAAAUUUCGAGCUUAGCUAUCAAAUAUAAUGGCCUAUCUUGUUCAAAUGAAACUUCCAAAUGUGUAAAUUACGCUGAAACAGAUGGCAUCAACAAAGAACAAAAUGCUUUUGAAGUUAAAGUAAAAAGGCCACUUAAUCAGGUUUCAAGGGAAAACUGUAAAAAAAGUCUUAAUUUUUCGGUUUUACAUUAUGCUUUUCUUUUUGGUGAAAUUGAAUCAGCUUCUAAAGAUUUUGGCAUCAUAUAUGGCUCUACUGAUUAUAAUUCUUAUUCAGUCUAUUUUCUAAAAAAUGCACUUGUUUCACUUGAUGAUAAUGUGGUUCUCAAAGAUAUAAAGAGAUUUGACACAGUGUUGGCUUUGGUGCCGAACAUUGAUGAAGACUCUUGUCCUGUUGCAUCUUUAGUAUUUUUGCUGAAUUCAAAUGAAGUUUCUUUAAUUUUGAACUAUGAAAUCUGCCCAUCAAGAUUUGUAUUUGAUUAUUUUGUACCCCGAAUUAAAGCAAAAUGCUGUAAUCUUCUGUGUCAUUUUGAUCUGAGCCAUGCAUUAACAUUUGAAAUACCUUUUAAAUUUGUAACAAAUAUGUUAAAUGAAGUAAGAAGAAUUUCUUCAUUAUUUUUAAUGUCUUUGGCAGACAUUUGUAACUUAAAUGACAAAACAAAGGAGAAACUUCAGACUCUCGUAACGACUGUUAGUAGAAAAAACUUGACUAUUGGAAACAGCAAAUCAUUUUCGACAGUAGCAUCUUUGUUUCUGUUUAUGUUUUCAUUUGUGGAUAAACAUAAGCUAAAUCAUAAACGCUUCAAGAAAUGUCUGCAUUACAAACGUAUGUUAGAGAAAAAUAAUGGAAAACAGACUUUUCAUCAGAUAAAACGUAAAUAUUGUUCUAAGCAAUUGACCUGUAAAAUCUCAUUCUCGAAAGAUCAUGAUAAUGAUAGUUUGAAACUUAAAGAAACUGUUCCUAUGAAGCACUCUAAUUCUAUAAAUUGUUUAAUGCCAAAUAUUGAUCAAAGCAUUUCGUUUUGUAAAAAUGUUAACAGCAGCUGUAGCAGUUUAGGAUCAUAUUUAUCUUGUGCAGGUACAUCAUGUAUCAAAUCAUCAUCAUCCUGUACAUCAGAUGAUUCAUUUUAUUCUUGCAAGUCAUCUUCAGAAAGCUUAAGUUGCUCAUCUUUAUCUUCCGAAAAGAAACAGUCUUUACAUUUGGCAUCCCUUUCUAUCUCAUUGCCUCAAAUAACUGUACCUUCUCCUGAAAAAGUGCCAAAUUUGAAUUUUCAAGCAGUUAAAUUUAAAGCUGUUUGUAAAUCGGAUGAUACUUCUCUGAAAAGGGUAAUGACUGAUGAUUUGCAUACAGACACAAAGCUGAAACUUAGCUAUAGAUCUAUUUUAUCGCUAAAAUCAUUACGAAACAAGGAGAAACAAAAAUUUAUUUUACGAGAUACAGUGUUUUGCAAGAAUAGUUUCAGAUAUAAAGUUGAAACUGUUGCUCGUGUCUGUGUGAUCACAAACACUUUCAUAUUUUUAACACCAAUAAAUGAUCAAGAGCUUACAUUAUGUUUUCCUAAGAAAUUAAUUUCUCUUAAAAUACAAUCGAAAAUUAUGAUCAAUGCCACUCUCAGAAUCACUUACAUCCCAUGUGUGCCUUUAAACUUAUCUCAUGUUCUUUUGUUAGAAACAGAUGAUUAGUUUUUUUUUAUUUUAACUAUUAUGUGUCUGAUAAGAAAAAUAUUAAUUACAUUUGUCUUUUUUGAAUAUUAAUCUAGUCUUUUUUCUAGUUUUUAAUUGAUUACCUUGUUUCUACAAACAUAUCUAAGCAUCAAUAUCAUUUUAUAAGAAAAUUUUUUGUGAAAUGAAAACUGCUGUACAAUCCUACUAUAUUUGGUUUUUGUUCAACAUCUGCUUUAUUUUUCAAUUUCAUUGCAACAAUUUUGAAACAUAUUGUUAAAAAAUUUUUGUGUAUUUACUUCAUUAUGUAUAAAUUCACUUCUAGGGAAAAUAUAACUUUAUUACAUUUUCUUAAUUAACUUUUUUUAUUUAUUAUGAUUUAUAAAUGUUAAAAUUUUUUGUUUGAAAACAAUUAUUUUUUUAACUAAUCUAUGUUAUUAGCAACUUAAAAUAAUUAAAAUUAUUACUAUAAUGCCCUGUUUGCUGAAUAUCUCUCAUAUAAAUUUAAGGCAGCAAGUUUUAGUCAAAAAGUCUAGUCAAACCCAAUUUAAUCUAUUCAGAUUAUUAUUAAUUUUUUUUUUUGUAACAUUUGAUCUCUUAUAUUUUACAGGUAUAUUGCUAGCAAAUUGAAUUAUAAGAAGAGAUUUUUACAUGUUGCACUUGUUAGGACUUAGCAGAUCUUUAUCAAAUUUAACCCAUGAAAAAUUUAUUAAAAUAUUUUUUUUUAUGAAAAUGGUAUCAAAUUUAACCCAUGAAAAAUUUAUUAAAAUAUUUUUUUUUAUGAAAAUGGUAAAUUUUUAUUUUAAUCUAAUAAUACUGUUGUUGUGUGAAGAAGGUUGAUAGUUAAAAUCCUGCUAUUAUUUUUUUAAGUAGUGUAACAAGAUUAAUAUAGUUUUAAUUUUUAUAAACAUACUAUGAUUUUUUUAUAUAAACUUUUUGUUAAUAAUGCUUUAAAU